UUGAUGCAGUCAGAAAAAAAUAGCCAUCUAAUGCAGUUGCAUUUACUUUCUGCAGGUCUUCUAGUCUCAAUCUUCCUACUCUUCAGUGGAUUUGUGAUCUACCCUUCCAACAUGCCAUAUUACUGGAAAUGGCUCAUGUAUGUGAACCCAGUUCACUGGGCUAACGUCUCCUUCUGCAGGUUCCAAUUCAUUGAGGGUUACCCAGAUCCUUGCUCCAACUACCUUGGCCAACUCCCAUUUUGUGACCAAUUCCCAACAAUGACAGUUGGGAAAGCAUACCUGGCCUUUCAUGAGCUUUCUGAAGAUUCUAAGAGACCUUGGCUACCUUAUGUCAUUCUGCUAGGAUGGAUUGCCUUUGCUAGUAUCUUGACACUAUUAGGGCUAAAGAACAUAGAAUUUGUGGAGACAAGCCAGUCAUUGCCCUAUGUCAGAAAGUCCACCACGGUUUACAAUUAUGAAGAAGAUGCAGACAGUGAAUCUCAAUCUAACUACAGUUUCAGUCAGAAUUCUGAAAAAUAUGAUGCUUCCACGUAUCCUUCACCGCAAAAUUCAGGGACAAUUUACAGAAAAAUGAAGAACAACGGCACAGUUGAUGCAUGGAUGGAGCAAUUUCGUGUGGAUAUAGAGAGGAACGGGCUAGGAAUUCCUGUGGAGCCAGUGACUCUCCUAUUUGAGGGUUUGUCAUUCACAAGGUACAAUGAGGGAAAUAAAGAAAGGAGCUCAGUUUUCAGCAAUAUCACAGGCUAUGCCGAACCCCAGAACAUGCUAGCUUUACUAGGCGGUACAAGAACAAAUAAGGCCACACUGCUCAAAUGCCUGGCUGGUAGGGUCGCUUGUACAGGCAACCUACAGGCAAAUGGCUUCAGACCAGGAGCUCCCUUUUGUCGGUUAAUUGGGUAUGUUGAGAAGCUUGAUGCCCAUCAACCUUACCUCUCUAUACGUGAAUCUCUUCAAUUCAGCGCUGCACUCCGUCUAGGAAAAGAAGUUGGCUCCAUGAUGCGUAACAUCCAUGUUGAGCUGGUCCUCAGCCAGCUUGGUUUACUUCCGUAUUCGAACCAGCUUGUAGGUUCCCUCUGCGACUCCACUGGAAAGACAUUUGAAAUAGCCAAAAAGUUAACAAUUGCAGUUGAGCUGGCUGCAAAUCCAAGCAUUCUCCUUCUAGAAGAGCCAAUAUUGGGCCUUGAUACCACUGGAACUUCGACUGUCCUCAAUGUUCUAUCUAAAGUGUCCCGUUCUGGUCGAGUCAUUAUCGCCACUCUUACACAUGCUAAUGGACGGAUACUGUCCUCUUUCGACCUGGCUCUCAUCUUAACAGAAGAAGGGCAUCAAGCAUAUUUUGGCCCGGUGGGAUAUAACUGCAAUGAGUUGCUGGAGUAUUUCACAUCAAUCCCGAAGGCCCCUCGUUACUCUGAAAAUGCAACUCCAGUUAACUUUGUUAUGAGAGCUCUUGGCUUAGGUAUACGAAAGGGGCAAACUCCGCAAAUAAAUUACGCAGAGAUAUAUCAAACUAGUUUUUUGCAGGAGAUCAACAGCAAAACAAUCAGCAAUGCAAAGAAAUUGAUCAAGGAAAGAGCAUCAGAGGAUCAAUUUUCCACUUACUCAGCUCCAUAUUCACGGCAAGCCAUUUGGGUUUUGUUAAGAACACAGAGAUUCUUGUGGAGGAAUGUGCAGUACACAUAUGGUAGACUUACAGGCUGCAUAAUGAUUGGACUCUUGAUGGGAUCCUUGUACUAUCGAAUUGAAUACAAGGACACAUAUGGUGCAACUUCACGUAUGCUAUACAUAUACAUGCAAGUUUUACUCAUCGGAGUGAUCUCAGCCAACAAUGUUAUUCCCCAGAUUGGCACAGACAGGUUAGUCUAUUUCCGGGAGAAAAGGGCUGGAAUGUAUCUUCCAGUAUUUUACCCGGUAUCAUGGGCAGUUGGUGAGAUCCCAUAUAUUUUCAUUGCUACACUUGCAGUUGUAGGGAUAGGGAAUGGUAUGGCAGGAAUUGGAACAGGAUCCAUGGCAGAAUUCCUACAGUAUUGGUUAGUACUCUUCAUUUUUACUUUGUGUGUAACAUAUUUCGGGAUGAUGAUAACUUUCCUAGCACCACUGCCAACGCUAGCCGCAUUUGCAGUGUCAAUUGUGACAUCAAUGUGGGUGUCAGCUUCUGGUGUAGUUGUUGUCCUAUCCGACAUAAGGUUCUACCGAUGGAUGUAUUGGAGCAAUCCAUUCCAAUUUGCAAUGAAUGUGAUGACCUCUAUCAGUUUCUACUGCAAUACAAAGGAGUGUGCAGCAAAUUGUGGUUGCCCAAGGUUUCCAGACGGUUCGUAUGUGUGGGAUAAAUUGGCAUUGUUAAGAAGCUUGGAUCAUGGAAGGAUGGAUACAGACAUACUCAAAUUGUCUGCAAUGUGUGUACUGUUUGCCAGUCUAGCCUUCAUCUUCUUUAUUGUGCUGAAGCACAACUCACCUCCACAAUCAUAGAUCCAUUGUAAGAAUCAGAUGGAGGCAAGUUCACUGAACAAGAUUUUCCAUGUAUAUUCAUUUUUUAAAACAAUAUUCAUUUAGUCUAGAUGUUCC
This is a messenger RNA of Populus nigra (black poplar), 2562 nucleotides long. RefSeq names its product pleiotropic drug resistance protein TUR2-like. Gene Ontology annotation, molecular function: ABC-type transporter activity. Gene Ontology annotation, cellular component: membrane. Lineage: Eukaryota; Viridiplantae; Streptophyta; Magnoliopsida; Malpighiales; Salicaceae. The transcript has 2 exons. The coding region runs from base 4 to 2466 and encodes 820 amino acids. The record is from RefSeq and is a predicted model, not a curated record.